Molecule: messenger RNA, 1904 nt
Organism: Lactuca virosa
Lineage: Eukaryota; Viridiplantae; Streptophyta; Magnoliopsida; Asterales; Asteraceae
Source: the annotation of a GenBank genome assembly
GCACACUAAUUCAAAAGGUUUAGAAUAAAAGACAUGAGUGUUUGGAAGAUGAAAAUGAUGGCUUUUUCCCAUUUGACAUGAAUCACAAACAGUUGGUAAUUUAUUUGAUGACAAAGGAAGAUUAAAUGAAGAAACUAAAUGCCUUAAAAUAGGUUCAUGUGGAUGAUCAAGCCGUCUAUGUCAUCCGUGGAGAGAGGUAUGAAUGUCAGUGAAAGCCAUAGAACGAGGUUUGGCUCGGGUAUAAGGCAGCUGAUACAUCCCAUCAUUAACGUCCCCUCGGAGGAUUGUUUGACUCUGAAAAGUCUUAACAUAACAAUGUUUAGGCCAUAAUUCCAUGUAAACACUAUUAUCCUGAGUUAAAUUAGAGAACCUAAGAAUAAUUUUGGUUAGUUUCGGAACUAUAAGCACAUUGGGCAAUUUGAGAUUAGGAAGAAAAGAUGAACCAACAUGAGAAAUAGACAAUUGGUUAUUGUUUCGUACUUAGAGCUUGUCAUCACCCUUGUAUUCAUCUGCUAUGUUGAGUUUGGAAUGUCAGAAGAGUCAUGAUCUGUAGCUCAUGGGUCAAAAUACCAUGAAGGGUCAAACACAAUAGAAUGAUUGUGAUGUUGAGUCAUACGGGCAUGCAGGGUUGACUUAUGGGAUUAGGUCGGCAAGAAGGAAAAUUCGUCUGAUUUCCCCUUUGCCAACAAUCGAUGGCUUUAUGACCUUGUUUGUUGCAGAUUUGACAAAACGGUCUCUUACGACGAGGAUCGGUAUUACGAGGAGCAGAUGAAGACGCCGAAGUUGGCCCAUUGAAAUUAGUAUUAGGACGAUUGUUGGAGUGAUUGACAAUGAGAGCAAUAAAUGUGGACUGAAAAGAGGCUUGUCUAAGAUAGUCAUGUUGAUUCGUGCUUCUUCUUGAAGUAAUAGACCUGUAAGAUCAUCGACAGAGAGAACUUUUAUCUUUAUCAUAAAAGCGGUUGUAAAAGCCCCAUAUAACGAAUCUAACCCAUUUAGGAGAUAGCCAAUAAGAUCUUCAUCGGCUACAUGGUGAAGAUUUUCAAUGAGAGUCUUAGCUAUCGAUCGUUUCCGUUCGAUGUAUUUAAUCAUGGUCAUGGACCCUUUGGAAAAGGAUUAGAGUUGGGCUUUUAGCUGCAUUCGACAUGCCCUAGUUUGGGCUUGAAAUGUUUUCUCCAUGGCUUGAAAUGUUUUCUCCAUGGCUUGUCAGGCCAUUUGCGAAAUAUUACAUCGAGUAACAAUAGUGAGGGAUUUUUCUGACAAGGUGGAUCGAAGCCACAAGAGAACAAAGCGAUCGCGCUUCUUCCUCAUAGUGAAGUCGGGGUUAGGAGAGGUGGUAUCCGGAGUGCUUGGAAUUGUCGGAGAAUCGAUGGUGGCAGGGGUUCCUUCGAGGCUGGAACGAUGAUGGUGGUCGGAUGUGGAGUAGGAUCGAAAACGAAAUCAUCCAAAUCGAAGGUUUCAAGAGCCGCGACAAUGGUUGUGCGCCAUAAAGAGUAGUUCUCACGGUCAAGCUUAACAAUAAUCGAAGGGAUUUUAAAGUUGAUUGUGGAGGCGGUGAUGGCUACCAUGUGAAGAAGAUGAGGGGUUCCUGUCGCCAUGGAACGAGAAACAAGAUAAGCAACAUCACCGAAGAAUUGAUGGUAAAACGCGAAGAGAAGAGGAAGGCCUCGGACACCAGGGCAAGACCGCAAGAGCAAUACUUUCAGAGAGAGAAACAAACACAUUACACACCGAUAGCCGCAACAAGAAUCACACAAUCCCAUCGCAAUUCUUUGAAUUUCUCUCAAUUUUUAUCAGAUAAGGAUCUGACAGCCGAUCGAGUUAUAAAAGUUAGGUUUUCAUGUGAAAUUCGCCGAUUGAUCAAGCAUUUGGAUCCGAUCAUCUUGAUUUUGCAGUCCUUGAGCUAA